AUGGAUAAUUCUACUACGCAAAGUGUAAAAGAAAUUUUCGGAACGGAUUUUCAACAAUAUUGUUUGGAUCACAAGCUAUUACUUAAGAAAGAUAAGUGUGAUGCUUUCAUUGUGCCUAAUGUUAAUGCUUUAACAGAAACCACUCUUAUUCUUGACAAACUUAAAUUCAAAGUAAAUACGCGAUUGAAGAAGUUACAGAAAAAAGAAAGAAAUAAUAGGCAAAAAUUAUAUGAGCAAUAUAAGCCUAAUAUGCAAAAGUGGAAGAAAACAUAUACAAAAGUUACACAUCAUAAUGUAUUUCUCAUGAAUUUACAAGUGGAAAUUUCUUUAUAUGAUACAUCUUCAGUCUUACCUAGUUUUGCAGAUCAUAAAGUUCCAAUAAACUACAUUUUAAACACAGCUAAAAGUGGAAAUGAAAUAUAUGAAUACAUUAUAAAAGAAACUAUGAAAGAUAUUCUUAUUGUUAAUUAUGAGAUUUCCAUUCCAUUGAUUUCUUCAAUUUUAAAGCAAUUUCAGAAGCAGCAUAAAAGAUUCCAUUAUUUUAGUGUUUUGAAGAAUUUAACUCAUACACAAGAACUUAAUGAAAAUUCAAAAUAUGAGUAUGCAACUACUAAAAAGCAAUUAAAAUCAUUUUUUGAUCUUGUAACUGCUAAAGUAGUUCCUCUAAGUAUGUUUGGAAAAUUGCAAAAUUUAAAAAAAAUAAAGAAAGCUAUGUUCCAGUUAUUGAAUACACCACGUUCCAAAUCUUUCAAUUUGAUGCCACUUAUUAAUAAAAUAGAUAUUUCUAGCAUUAUGUGGUUAAAAAAUAUUGAAAAUGUGAAGAUAAAAUGGCUAAUCAUAGCAAAAUUUGUAAAAUGGUUCUUUGCUGGAUUUCUUUUAAAAGUACUGUAUACUUAUUUUCAUGUAACAUCAGCUUCUACAAAAACUAAUGAAAGAUUAUACAUAAUGCGUUCAAAUUGGAAUAGCAUUCAAAGAAAAUUUAUUAGAACAAAGGUACGUUUAAAUACCUUGCAACCUGAUAUCAAGUGUAAUAAAUGGAAUCCUCCAAUAGGUGUAUAUAAAUUGCACCCUAAACCUUCAAGUGUGCGACCCAUUUUUAUGCCGCAGUGUCCUGAUAAUGAUAAACAUCAUUUGAACAUAGUAUUUAAAUUUUUGAAACAAUUAUGUGUUACAAAAUAUGGAUUAACUAAUUUUGAAGAGGAAUGGAAAUCAAUUGUGCAAUUUAAACGUAAUUUGAAGGCAAAACAAUUAUACUUCAUAUCUUGUGAUGUGGUAGAUGCAUUUGGUUCUAUAAUACAGGAAAAACUAUAUGAUAUUAUACAAUCACUUUGCCAAAAUCUUCCUGAAGCUUUAGUACUCAGAUAUUACAUAAUAAAAAGUAAAAUAUUCAAAGAUAAUAUAUGUUAUAAGCAGUACUUCAAUGAUCCAAAUUUGCAAUUACCUUUUGCAUCUGGUACAUUAUAUAAAAUUAUCUAUAAUUUCAUCAAGAAAUUUAUAGAAGUGUUGUGUUUUAUUAAUUUAUGUAUAUGGGAUAGAUUUUUACAACUAAUACAAAAAGGAGUCCCCCAAUACAAUUGUUACUUUAAAAAAUUAAAAACCCAAAGUAAUGUGAUCUAUGAUGGAAAUACUGUUAAAGACAAUAUUGUUUAUAUUGGUUAUAAAAUUAAUUGUACUACUUUGGAAGUAGAACCUAAUUAUUCAAAGACACAUUUACGGUAUUUAACAUCAUUUUGCAUGAAAGGUGAUCUAACUCCUCUACAAGUUUUUAAACUACGCUUAAAUAACAUAGCAUCUUUAAAAUUAUCAAAGAUUAUUUUAAAUAGUACAGUUAAUUCUAAAAGAACUAUUAUAAAAAUAUUGAAAGAAUUAUGUUUAAGACAAGCAAAACGUGCUUGCAUAUUAAUAGAAGCAUUAUUUGAAGAUGUGCAAAAACAUAUUGAAGACAUAUUUAAGAUCAUCAAAAAUAAUAAUGAAAGAUUUGCAAGAUAUAUUAUAAAAAUUUUUCUUAAAUGUUCAGAAAUAUGA
Messenger RNA from Habropoda laboriosa, 2025 nucleotides. It is a transcript of the gene Tert, whose product is annotated as telomerase reverse transcriptase-like. The transcript has 9 exons. Gene Ontology annotation, molecular function: telomeric repeat DNA binding; telomerase RNA binding. Gene Ontology annotation, cellular component: telomerase catalytic core complex. The coding region runs from base 1 to 2025 and encodes 674 amino acids. Gene Ontology annotation, biological process: telomere maintenance via telomerase. Lineage: Eukaryota; Metazoa; Arthropoda; Insecta; Hymenoptera; Apidae. The record is from RefSeq and is a predicted model, not a curated record.